This is a messenger RNA of Hypoxylon trugodes, 4128 nucleotides long. RefSeq names its product putative carbamoyl-phosphate synthase arginine-specific large chain. Gene Ontology annotation, biological process: UTP biosynthetic process; 'de novo' pyrimidine nucleobase biosynthetic process; L-citrulline biosynthetic process. The transcript is spliced from 4 exons. Gene Ontology annotation, cellular component: cytoplasm; cytosol. Gene Ontology annotation, molecular function: dihydroorotase activity; metal ion binding; ATP binding. The record is from RefSeq and is a predicted model, not a curated record. NCBI's taxonomy places the organism in Eukaryota, Fungi, Ascomycota, Sordariomycetes, Xylariales, Hypoxylaceae. The coding region runs from base 217 to 3720 and encodes 1167 amino acids.
CGCAUGCUGUUGGAAAUUUAUCUAGCUAGACACCGAUCCGGCCCUUCUUCAAGACUCAUUCCAUUCUGACUCUGAUUCUACUUAAGACUCGAGAACGUUAAAGUUCCUUCUUUUAGGAGCUCAAUUGACUUCAAUUGGGAGUAGGGAGCUCCAAUCUUUGGUCUCGUGAGACCUCUUCCCUUCUAAACCUCCCCAUAUUCUAGCUCCCAGCUUGUCAUGGCUCUCCCCACCAAGAUAGCAGGUCGAGCGCCUGUAUUAUUGCGAAAUGUUCGACGAUUACCCGUCACUCGAAGGCAACUUACUACAAAGAGUUUCCGAGCUCCUACUCAGCUCCUCGCUUCGUACCGAAAAUCUAAUUUCAUACAAGAGAGAAACUUCUCAGCCACCGCUCUUUGCUCGGCGGGUGUAGCUACCACACAAGAGGCGCCGAACCCGAAGGCAUACUUGGAGAGUGGCGUGAUAAAGCCUAGAGAUGUUGUGAAUGUUAAAAAGGUAUUGGUAAUUGGUAGUGGUGGCCUAGCAAUUGGACAAGCUGGAGAAUUUGACUACUCAGGCUCACAAGCACUCAAGGCUCUUAAGGAGGCCGGUGUAGCCUCUGUGCUCAUAAAUCCAAACAUUGCUACUGUUCAAACAAACCAUGUCCUCGCUGACGAGAUUUACUACCUUCCUGUCACUCCCGAAUACGUGUCCUAUGUUAUCGAAAGGGAACGACCUGAUGGCAUCUUCUUGUCCUUUGGUGGACAAACCGCGUUGAACUUGGGUGUACAAAUGCAGCGCAUGGGAAUAUUAGAGAGAUAUGGUGUUAAGGUCCUUGGUACAAGUGUUCAUACUUUGGAGCUGAGUGAAGACAGAGAUCUAUUCGCCAAGGCUCUCAACGAGAUUGACAUCCCAAUUGCCAAGUCAAUUGCUGUCGGAACUGUUGACGAUGCCCUCGAUGCUGCUUCAAAGGUCGGAUAUCCUAUCAUCGUCCGUGCUGCCUACGCGCUGGGAGGUCUAGGUUCUGGCUUUGCCAACAAUGAGGAGGAAUUGCGCAAUAUGGCCGCCCGGUCCCUAACUUUGUCGCCCCAAAUCCUCGUCGAGAAAUCACUGAAGGGAUGGAAGGAAGUCGAGUAUGAAGUCGUCCGCGACGCAAACAACAAUUGCAUCACUGUUUGCAAUAUGGAAAACUUCGAUCCCCUAGGGACCCACACCGGUGACUCAAUCGUCGUUGCGCCUAGUCAAACUCUUAGCGACGAGGAGUACCAUAUGCUUCGGUCCGCUGCUAUCAAAAUCGUUCGCCACUUGGGAGUUGUCGGCGAGUGUAACGUCCAAUAUGCCCUUCAACCGGAUGGUCUCGACUAUAGGGUUAUUGAGGUCAAUGCUCGUCUUUCCCGGUCGUCGGCUCUUGCUUCGAAAGCUACUGGGUACCCUCUAGCUUACACCGCGGCAAAGAUUGGUCUUGGUCACAGUCUGCCUGAGCUUCCAAAUGCCGUUACGAAAACUACUACCGCGAACUUCGAGCCUUCUCUUGACUAUAUUGUGACGAAGAUACCUCGAUGGGAUUUGUCAAAAUUCCAGCACGUGAAGCGUGACAUCGGCAGUGCUAUGAAAUCUGUGGGUGAGGUAAUGGCUAUUGGACGUACUUUCGAAGAAUCAUUUCAAAAGGCUAUUCGUCAAGUCGAUCCUAAGUUCCUUGGUUUUCAAGGUGACAAAUUCGAGGAUCUUGACUAUGAGCUCUCCCAUCCGACGGACCGUCGAUGGCUAGCUGUUGGCCAGGCAAUGCUUCACGAAGGUUAUUCGGUCGAUAGAGUCCACGAAUUGAGUAAGAUCGACAAGUGGUUCUUGCACAAGCUUCAAAACCUCGUCAACUGCACAAGAGAAAUGGAGGCGGUUGGUAGCCUGGAUGGUCUGAAACGGGAUCUACUCCUCAAAGCCAAGAAAAUGGGGUUUUCCGACAAGCAAAUUGCGAAUGCCGUCAAGAGCAAUGAAGACUCUGUUCGCGCUCUCCGACUAAGCAUGGGAAUUAGACCUUGGGUUAAGAAGAUUGAUACCCUGGCCGCCGAAUUCCCAGCAGACACCAACUACCUAUACACCACCUACAAUGCCAGUUCUCAUGAUGUUACAUUCGAGGAUAAGGGUACUGUUGUCCUCGGUAGUGGUGUGUACAGAAUUGGUAGCUCAGUUGAAUUCGACUGGUGUGCUGUUAGCGCUGCUUUUGCCCUAAGGGAUAUGGGCGAGAAAACUGUCAUGAUCAACUUCAAUCCCGAGACGCUAUCCACUGAUUUCGACUCUGCCGAUAAAUUAUACUUCGAAGAGCUAAGUUAUGAGAGGGUCAUGGAUAUCUACGAAUUAGAGAAUGCUUCUGGUGUAGUUGUGUCUGUUGGUGGCCAGCUUCCCCAAAACAUCGCUCUCCGACUUCAAGAAACGGGUAAGGCAAAUGUCCUAGGAACGGAUCCCAAAGAUAUCGAUAAGGCCGAAGACCGACAGAAAUUCUCCGAAAUCUUGGACAGCAUUGGAGUUGACCAACCUGCCUGGAAGGAACUGACUUCUGUUACCGAAGCUGAGAAAUUUGCCAACCAGGUUGGCUACCCUGUCUUGGUCCGUCCAAGUUAUGUUCUUUCCGGCGCUGCUAUGACUGUUAUUCGAAGCCAAGAAGAUCUCAAGGAUAAGCUCGAGGCUGCCAGUAACGUUUCUCCUGACCACCCGGUGGUUAUCACUAAAUUCAUUGAGGGCGCGCAGGAGAUUGAUGUCGAUGGUGUGGCUCAUCAAGGUAACUUGAUCCUUCACGCUGUAAGUGAGCAUGUCGAACAUGCUGGUGUUCACUCUGGCGAUGCUACCCUAGUACUUCCUCCGGUAAACUUGGAUGAUAGCAUCAUGGAACGGCUCAAGGAAAUCGCCAAAAAGGUUGCGAAAGCUUGGAACAUCACUGGACCGUUCAAUAUGCAGAUUAUCAAGGCUGAUGACCCUGAAGGUGGAGAAUCAGCACUCAAAGUUAUUGAGUGUAAUCUUCGCGCGUCUCGGUCAUUCCCCUUCGUCAGCAAGGUACUUGGCACCAACUUCAUUGAUGUUGCCACCAAAGCUCUUCUCGGAAAAGAUGUUCCUGGCCCUACUGAUGUUAUGGCUGUCAAGAGAGACUAUCUUGCCACCAAGGUCCCCCAAUUCUCAUGGACUCGUCUAGCUGGAGCCGACCCAUUCUUGGGUGUUGAAAUGGCUAGCACUGGAGAGAUGGCCUGCUUUGGUAAGGACCUUGUUGAAGCGUACUGGACAUCCCUUCAAUCGGCUAUGAACUUCCGCGUGCCCGAGCCCGGCGAGGGUAUCCUCUUCGGCGGUGAGAUCUCUAAGCCUUGGCUCACAAAGGUUGCCGAUUACCUCUCUCCUCUUGACUACAAAUUUUACGCUGCUGGAAACGACGUCAAGCAAUUCCUUGAGUCGACUACUAAGGACAAGGUUACCGUGGAUGUAAUUGAGUUCCCUAAGGAAGACAAACGGGCUCUCCGAGAAGUCUUCGAGAAGUACCAAAUCCGCGGAGUAUUCAACCUGGCUCUAGCUCGAGCCAAGACAGUUACGGAUGUUGACUAUGUAAUGCGCCGAAAUGCUGUCGACUUCGGUGUCCCAUUGUUCAUGGAGCCACAGACCGCGAUGCUAUUCGCUCAGUGUAUGAGUGAGAAACUGCCUAGGAAAGAAGGCAUACCUUCCGAGGUCCGUCGGUGGUCCGACUUCCUCGGCGGAAAGCCGUUGUAGAGUAACUUAUUAUAUACCCGGUUCCCUAUUUCCUCACAGAAUUUUGCGGAGCUAAAUAAAAAGGGAAAAAAUUCUACUAUCGCAACGUCUUCGCGAUUUAUUCGAGGAAAAUUUUGAUUGGCGUUCACUUUACUUUUUUGCUCGAUGACUUUAUAUGAGACGGAUGGGUGGGUGGGGCGUGGAAAAGGGUGACGAACGAUAUGUUAUUUGCUUUUUCUUCCGUCCUCUAUCCGAGAGGGAAGAUCCGAAAUGGAGGUAAAAUCACCUGUGGCGUACCUCAUGACCGGGGUCAGUUUCGCUAGAUACUUGGGUCUAUAGUGAGGAUGGUGUGGACGUAGAUUAGGUAGAUAGCAUAUGCUGGAUCUACGUGUUAUACGCCUUCGAAUUGAUAACAAAAGUUCAAAAUAA